AUGGCCCCUCCAUCCAACAAGACCUUUCUUUCCCUUCCAUCAUCCUCCAAGCUAAGUGGUGAAGACAUCCUGGAUGGAAGGCAGGAAGUUCCAGAACACAUGACCCACACCUUCCAAAGAGUGAUAAUACAGAAGGCAUGGGUUGAAGUGCAGUGGUACUACAGCAGGAGUGAUAUAGGAGACAAAAACAUGAGAAAAUACAUUGGCAACAAUGAGCUGGUUCUAUCGGACCACAAUGACAUCAUUGAACCAGAGGCCAUCGUGUCUUGGAAGCUCAUGGAGAGCAUAGCGCCAGCAGACAUCACAUCUUUCAGUGCAGAAAGGGCCCCUUCCAUGCUUGCUCUGUCUGUGAAAAACCAUAUAGCCCAGACAAAGCUGAACAACGAAACUCGCAAAGGGAAGCACCAGACCCCUGGACAUCACAAAGGAAGUCCUAAAUGGGACAGGGGAAAUGAGGGUGGUGUGGUGGGCAAUGGUGAGGUUAUGAUGAGUAUGUGGGAGGAGGUCAGAGCAGCACAGAAUGGGCAGAGACAGGAGGUUGAAACUGGUCUACAAAAUCAUAUGACCAGUGACCUGAUCCAACAGGCACAGAAGUCAUAUGUGUAUUAUUGA
Pisolithus orientalis is the source of this 612-nucleotide messenger RNA. RefSeq lists its product as uncharacterized. The transcript is spliced from 8 exons. Lineage: Eukaryota; Fungi; Basidiomycota; Agaricomycetes; Boletales; Pisolithaceae. The record is from RefSeq and is a predicted model, not a curated record. The coding region runs from base 1 to 612 and encodes 203 amino acids.